AUGAAAAAGCAUCCUUCUGAAAAUUUAUUAGAUUAUUGUGUGUAUUACAAAGACAGAUAACUUCCAGCUUUACAUAAAACUGAGGCAGUUAAAAGAGCCUUGAUCAUGGAUUCAAUAACAAACCAUGAACAUCCUCUCAAUCAGUUGAUCGAAAAAAAACAAACAUUUGUGCCCUUCAUCAAUGAAAGGGAUAGCAUGGGUAGACUAAUAUCAAGUGAAUCUUAUCAUAGAAAAAGAAAAAGUGAUGCAUCCAGUAUCUUUAAUUCUCCAAAAAGCAGUCAUCACUUUCUGAGCAAGAACUCAAUUUCAAACACAAGUAGUUUGUAUGAGAAUUAACUACCUGCCACAAGGCUAAAAUUAAAGAAUCUUUUGGGAGGCACUCCUGAAAAUACAGAAUUAAUUUAAUCUACUUUAUUAGCUAGUUAAAGCGAAUUUAAAUAAUCUUUCUAGUUCAACUCAAAACACAAUCAGGUCUCUCUGAGAUUACACAGAAAGAACAACAGUCUCUAAAAUAAACUGCCUCUAUUUGCUCGAGAAUCUAGGAUUCCUGAAUUAAAAUUGUUCAAAUAGCCAACUACACCAUAAGCUACUCGAUUCUUUUAAAGCAAUUAUGUGAUCGAAAUGUUUAACUAAAAUAAAAUCCCUGAUUACAAAAUGCAAUAUGUAAUAUUGAUGGAAAGAAUGAGUAAAUUUUAAUUGGAAUUUUUGAAGGAUGUGACAGCGAAUGAAAGAAGAAGAACAUUCGUUAAAUUGGACAAGAAUAGAAGAUUUAAAUUAAGUUUAUUGUUACUAAUUUCUAAAGCUUAAACCUAGUACGGAAUGUUAUAAUGA
Messenger RNA from Paramecium tetraurelia, 831 nucleotides. RefSeq lists its product as uncharacterized. NCBI's taxonomy places the organism in Eukaryota, Ciliophora, Oligohymenophorea, Peniculida, Parameciidae. The transcript is spliced from 2 exons. The record is from RefSeq and is a predicted model, not a curated record.